AUGAGCCCUCGCCUCUUUGCUGAUCUCUUGAUUCUGGGGACCUUCAACAAACCGCAAUUGCAGGCGCACAACACCAGGCUGGACCAGACGCUCCAGGACGCCUGCGGCAGCAUCCUGCAGGCCCAGUCGGAGCUCGCCGUGGCAUGUGAGGAGGCGCAAGGGGCGCAGGCGCUGGCACAGGUCUACAAGGCGGACUUCACGGCUGCGAUGGCGGCGCUGGCGCAGGCGGACCUGGGCUGCAGGACGGCCAACGCGCGCGCCGUGAUGGUCACGGCCGAGCUCGGUGUCGUGAGGGAGUCGCUGCAGCAAAAGGACGACCAGCUGGUGGCAGCCAGGGGCGAGGUGCAGCUGUUGUGCGCCGCAGAGCAGCGGCGCGUGGAGGAGAUGGCGGAGCUGAACGGGCAGAUGGAGAGGUGCCGGGAGCGGCUGGAGACCCAGGCCGAGGCCUGCGCCGCCAUGAGGCUGGAGCGGGACGCCACCGGGGCCCAGCUCACCCAGGCACAGCAGUUUGCAGCGGAGCUGCAGCAGCAGAUGGUUGCGGCCACGGCGGCCAAGAUGGCGGCCGAGGAGGCCCUGGACAGCUGCCGGGUCGCCAUGGCAGAGGGCGUGCGCGCGGCUGAUGAGGAGAUGGCUGCGCUGCAGGCCAAGAUCAAGGAGAUGCAGGCCCAGAAGGUGGAGAUGGAAGCUCUCCUCAAGGGACGCGGCGACACCAUAGACCAGAUCACGUCGGAGCUGGCGAUGGCACGCGAGGAGGCGCAAGGGGCGGAGGCGCUGGCACAGGCCUACAAGGCAGACUUCACGGCUGCGAUGGCGGCGCUGGCGCAGGCGGACCUGGGCUGCAGGGCGGCCAACGCGCGCGGCGUGAUGGUCAAGGCCGAGCUGGGUGUCGUGAAGGAGUUGCUCCAGGAAACAAACGGUCAGCUGGUGGCGAGCAGGGGCGAGGUGCAGGAGGCGCUCGCCGCAGCGCAGCGCCGCGAGGAUGAGAUGGCGCAGCUGAGCGGGCAAAUCGAGAGCUGCCGGGCGCAGCUGGCGGCCCAGGCACAGGCCUGUGACAUCAUGAGGCUGGAGCGGGACAGCACCGGCGCCCACCUCGCCCAGGCGCAGCAGUAUGUUGCUGAGGUGGAGGAGCAGAUGGCCGCCGCCAUGGCGGCCAAGGUGGCGGCCGAGGAGGCGCUUGGAAGCUGCAAGGUUGCCAUGGCGGAGGGUGUGCGUGCGGCUGAUGAGGAGAUGGCCGCGCUGCAGGACAAGAUCAAGCAGAUGCAGGCGUCGCUGGCGCAGGCGGACCUGGGCUGCAAGGCGGCCAACGAGCGGGCCGCAACAAUCACAGCAGAGCUGCGUGCCGUCAGGGCGUCCAAGAUGGCCCUGCAGCUGGACGUCGCGGCCCUCAAGAAGACCAAGAAGACCGACCUCGCGGCGGCACAAGCCCAGCUGAUGAAGGAGCGCUCCAAGCGGCACGCAAGCCAGGCCGCCGCGCGCAAGGCUAACGGCGCCGCCCGGGCGUGCGCGGCGCGCGCGGGCAAGGCGGCGGCCGAGGGCCGCCGCCUGGCGCGCCUGCUCCUGUCGGCGGAGGCACGCGCCGAGGCCGCAGCCGCGGCCGCCAGCGCCGCGGGCGCGGCCGCCGCUGGCGCGGCCGCUGAGCUGGCGGUGCUGCAGGCUGAGGUGGCGGAGCUCAGGGGCCUGGCGGAGGCCGCCCAGGCGGCGGCUGCGGGAUACGAGGCGCAGCUGGCGGAGGCGAGCGCGGCCUCGGCCCUCCUGGCGCAGUCGGUGGCCAGCGGCGGCGGCCGCCGCACGCUCAGCAGCGGCGGCACGCCGUCCGAGGGCGCGCGGUCGUGGCGCGCGAGCAUCAGCCGCCGCGGCAGCGGCAGGAGCACGGGCGCCGCGGCGGAGGGCGCAGACCCAAGGGCUCCACAGGAGUCGGUCGGCGACAUCCUGCUGCGCUUUUUCUGCUUCCGGCCAGGCGCCCAGAUCCCUGGGACCGAGGCCUGA
Messenger RNA from Monoraphidium neglectum, 1986 nucleotides. RefSeq lists its product as hypothetical. The record is from RefSeq and is a predicted model, not a curated record. Bases 1 to 1986 code for a protein of 661 amino acids. Lineage: Eukaryota; Viridiplantae; Chlorophyta; Chlorophyceae; Sphaeropleales; Selenastraceae. The transcript has 14 exons.